CCCCACAACAGGCCAAGCAAAACUUGGCCUCUACUUGUACAAUAAUUGUCAGCGUGUUGGAGAGUUUCACUAUUGUUGGCGACAUUGUGUCCAUCUUUUUCUUUUCUCGCAUCGCUGUAUAUCAUAUUGCACCAGAAACUCUACUCUUCAUUUGAAAGGCCUUGAACUGUCUUCAACUAUAUUUCUAUACUGCUCUCUGUGAAUAAUGCAGGUUUUAACAGCAUUUAAAGAAGUAUACCACCCUGAUUGCUUCCGCUGUGCUGUAUGUGGUGUUUGCCUGGAUGGAAUUCCUUAUGCUGGACAACAUGAUAAGGUCUACUGCAUCAAGGACUAUCACAAAUUGUUUGCACCACCAUGCUCAUCUUGUGGAAACCCAAUUAUUCCCCAACCUGGAAAGGCAAAGAAUGUUCGAGUGUUGGUCAAGGAUAGAUACUACCAUGUGAGGUGUUACAGAUGUGAGGUAUGUGAGUGUAUCAUCACUCAACAUUAGGAGUCUUUGAAACCACUUCCAAGAACCAAUGGUGUGAAACUGACACGCAACGAGGUAACGAAGUAAAAAGGCAAAGCAUAGCAAACACACCCACGGCAGUUGAGCUGCCCUGGGCAGGAUUGGAACCCACGGCGCUCUGUAUUCUGGGUGAGCACUCUACAAACUGAGCUAACAAGGCAACUCAGCUGUUAGGGGCUCAAAUCUUCACCACAGUAUUACACAAAGGCAACGUUGAACUAAUUGGCACAGUAUACUCUCACUUAGUAUAUACGUAUGGGCGCACACCGGGGUAAUUAAACCACCAAACACACCCAGUAUAAUAUGCAUCUGUCAACGAGGUUUAUUCUGAUCAAAACAAAGAAAGUAUUUUGUGCAAAGUUAAUGCAAUUCAUCACCCUUCUAUGCGUAGACUUAAGCACCAGCUGCUAGCCCAAGGAAAUGUUAACAGAACAAACAAUAUAUUGGGUUCUCCAUGGCUGUUUUGCACUAAGAUGUCCAGUUCCAAGGUGGAACGUUUUUGAAUCUGUGGAUUGGAUGAUACUUUUCGUUAGCACCUUUUGGAGAUAUUUUGGUGCAGGGGCACUGACUACGGCUUCCUAUAUCCGAAGUAAGAAUAAUAUUUGUCCGAAGUAACUAUUCAAAGGAUGAAAUUCAGUCACAUAUUUUUGUGACUUCUCGUCCAAUAGGAGAUGCUGAUAGGUCUGGUAAUUUUGAAAAUGGCAAACAUUCUAUAGAUUACAAAUCCUUAUUUUCGCUCUUCUGUAGAAUUAUGGUGUUGCCACCAAGAAUAUCAGUGUCUUCAAGCUCAGUCAGCUUCAGCAUGAAAAAUCACUACAGUGCAAAUGUUUGGGUUGAUGUGGAAAAUGAUUUGCAUGUGCAUAAAUAAUUAAUGGACCGGGCCUAAUCGCACAUGUCAACGGACACAGUUUCUCGCUCUUCUAUGGGUAGGUAUCACAAGGCAGUGCUUGUUCGUAUGCCAUAUAUCUCUCAAACGCAGUUCACUUUGCCAUAUUUUGCAUUGUUCCGAAGCCAUUUAUAUCACCAGGGGCGGAUCCAGGGAGGGGAUUGAGGGGGUUGCAACCCCCUGUUUCGUAAAGCAAGGACGCCAAGAAGCGGACCACUGACACUGACCUGAAAAUCAUUGAUUAUGUAGGUUGAGCGCACCACCACGGGGCAAGCAGCGCCCCCCAAAAGUUCACGCGCUGUUACUCUGUAACAUCCAAAACAGAGAAGCAUCCGAGUAGCUACGUACGUCUUAUAAUGUGCUAACCGCGCCCGCUCUCUGAGGCCCUACGUGUGCAUGCGCAAGUAUUAUAUAUUUACAACCCCCAGUUAUCAUCAUAUGCUGGAUCCGCCUCUGAUCACUCAUAGGCUGCUUUGUAGCCAGUAGUGGCCAAUAGCUGCGGACAAACUGACUUACACACAGGGACCAAGCGUUUGACUCUCGCGGCGCAUAUGUGCCAAGGUUAAUAAUGAACAGUACUAAGUGGGAGCCAGCUACGAGAUUGAGGGGUAGGUUGCUGCUGGAAGGUAUUAGGGAUAGAGGUAAAUUGAGCAAACUGUAUCAACGUGGUUAACAAUAAAGAAAACAUUCAUACCCUGGUCCUUGGAAUCGCUACUCCGGUGUUGGGCAAUUGUGUCAUAUUCAAGUCAGGGCUGUGGUUGGAUGGUGUGCGUCAACUGUUGUCCAUAAGUUUGAAAUUUCGUAUUUUGUGGUGGUACAUACAUAGCUGUUAUAAUUAUGAUCUCAGUUGUCAUUUUUUUAAAUAUAGGACUGUGGAAUGCUGUUUGCUGGCUCAAAGAAACAGUGCUUCUUGAUAGAUGGCCAUUUGUUUUGUCCUAAAUGCCAAACUCUUCAUGUAGGGUUUGUUCAAACUACGAUUCUAUAGCCCAUUCGGAAAGUUUUUAUCGAAGUUAUUUAUGCUAUUUUUAUCCAAGAUGUUUCUUCA
Messenger RNA from Geodia barretti, 2439 nucleotides. The record is from the annotation of a GenBank genome assembly. NCBI's taxonomy places the organism in Eukaryota, Metazoa, Porifera, Demospongiae, Tetractinellida, Geodiidae.